Molecule: messenger RNA, 2163 nt
Organism: Nothobranchius furzeri (turquoise killifish)
Lineage: Eukaryota; Metazoa; Chordata; Actinopteri; Cyprinodontiformes; Nothobranchiidae
Gene: dmrt3a
Product: doublesex and mab-3 related transcription factor 3a
Biological process (GO): regulation of transcription by RNA polymerase II; male sex differentiation
Cellular component (GO): nucleus
Molecular function (GO): DNA-binding transcription factor activity, RNA polymerase II-specific; RNA polymerase II cis-regulatory region sequence-specific DNA binding; protein binding
Source: RefSeq, a predicted model, not a curated record
AUAAUAAAAUAAUUAGGGAGAAAAGUUUUUAUGGACAUCAAAGGGUUAAAUAAUCUCUCAUUUUUGGGCUAAAUCAUCAAAAAUAUUUAUGAUUUAUUUAAUAAUAAAAACAUUUCCGGUUUUAGUUUUUUUACAUUUUCUUAUUUUAGGUAAAAUUAUUUGUUUCCAGUUUUUAUUUAGUUGAUUUUUAGUUUUUUUGUUGUUGUUUUUUUGGUGAAAUUUCACAAACUUUCUGUUUCAGACAAACAAUUAACGUCUGAUGUAAGGUUGUUUGUUCCCGUUAACCGGAUCUCAGACCGGAAACGGGGCGCGAGCCCCCUUUUUUUCUGCCUCGCGCUGACACCUUUUGCAGCGCGUUGACGCGUUUGGUUACUCGUCUCCAGAGGAGCGUGUCCGCCGGAUCCUUAUCAGCUGGACCCUCCACCCCAAGCCAACACCUCCUCCUGUCAUGCGUGCAGCAGCGGAGCUCCAUCCUGCUCCUCCGCGUGUCUGAGCUCCUCCUCACAUGUUCUGCGUCCUCCCGGAGAACUCGCUGCGACCCACAGGAUGAACGGCUACGGGUCCCCCUACCUCUACAUGGGGGCCCCGGUGUCCCAGCCCCGGGCCCCGCUGCAGAGGACCCCCAAGUGCGCGCGCUGCCGGAACCACGGCGUGCUCUCGUGGCUCAAAGGUCACAAGCGCUACUGUCGCUUCAAGGACUGCACCUGCGAGAAGUGCAUCCUGAUCAUCGAGCGGCAGCGCGUGAUGGCGGCGCAGGUGGCGCUGCGGAGGCAGCAGGCCAACGAGAGCCUGGAGAGCCUCAUCCCGGAGUCCCUCAGAGUGCUGCCCGGCAUGGGCAUGAGCGGGGCAGGCGAGGCGAGCCAGGGGGCCCCGCCGAGGACAGAGGAGCUGGAGCUGCGGUGGAGCGGCUCGGAACCGCUGCAGGCCGGAGCGCAAACACGCACAGGUAGGAGAGGCAGAACCGAACCGAACCGAAAGGAGGGCUCGGGAGGAGAGAACGGAGGCAGCUCUAGUGAGAAGGAGCAGGACCCGGUCAGCUCCCCUGAAGGAUCCAAACCGAACUCCUGUUACACCCCCGAACCCUCAGAACCCGCCCCCCACCCAGAGGAGACCCGCUACAGCCUCUCCAAAGCCGGAGGCUCCGAGAAGGAGGUGAAGGCCGAGAGUCCCCAGAGGGUCCCCCCCGGAGAGCAGGUGGAGGGUCUCUGCGGGCCCGGGCCCAUCAGCCUCCCCUUCAGCCUCCGAACCAACAGGCCCCCCCUGGAGGUUCUGAAGAAGAUCUUCCCGUCCCACAAGCCCCCGGUGCUGGAGCUCAUCCUGCGGGGCUGUGGGGGGGACCUGGUGGGGGCCAUCGAGGUGCUGCUGUCCAGCCGGAACCCCGAUGGGAGCGCGCACGCGCACACGGAUCCGCUCCCGGACGGCCUGGUUCUGCCCUCUAACGGACACCUGUUCGAACCCCUGGGCUCCUACCACCCGGUGUCCUCCUCCGCCAAGUGGUCCGUGGGCUCCGCCUUCCGGGUCCCGGACUCGCUCCGGUUCGCGUCGGAUUCCUCCGUGCCCACCGGCCCGCUGGGCGUCCCGCUGCAGCACCCGUCCUUCCCGCAGCCCGCUCGGUACCCGCUGAUGCUGCGGAACUCUCUGACCCGCAGCCAGACCAGCCCGUUCGUGCACAACGACGUGACCCUUUGGAACACGGUGGCCCUGCAGCACCAGUACCAGCUCCGGUCCGCCCAGUACGUGUCUCCCUUCACACCGGCCGCCCCCGCCGGUUCCGGGACGUCCGUGUUCCGCGGCUCUCCGCUGGUCUCCAGAACCUCCGAGGAGCAGCGCAUCAGCAUCCAGGAGGAGGCCUGCUCCCUGGGGCCCAAACCGGGCCUCUACUCCCCGGAUGAGGAGUACGAGGAGCGCUCGGACUCCGCGGACUCCCGCAUCCUGAACUCAUCCACCUGAAACCUUCCGGGACCGAGCAGAACCGGAAAUGGACCUGUGCGUGUUUUUCUGUGUGUCAAACAAUCAGAACCAGGUCCGGGGGUGAUGACGUCAGCCACCGGACCGCCUGCAUGUUUUCACUGUGCAUGCGGAAUGAGCCAAAAUAACCCGAAAUGGACCGGAACCGAUUGUUUUCAUGUGUUGUUGAAUAAAUUAUUGAGGGUUCGGCCUGGA